Molecule: messenger RNA, 2642 nt
Organism: Pomacea canaliculata
Lineage: Eukaryota; Metazoa; Mollusca; Gastropoda; Architaenioglossa; Ampullariidae
Exons: 14
Coding region: 186-2270 (694 amino acids)
Molecular function (GO): RNA endonuclease activity
Source: RefSeq, a predicted model, not a curated record
UACCUCGCUCAAUAACGAUCUGUCUAAACAGUUUUUUGUGUACCAUUCUUGAUAAUCUUUUCAGUCCACUAAAGACCGAUUUAUAAGAAAGGUCGCUAUCUCUCUGGGGUCAGCAGACAGCAGGCAGAGGGCACAGGCCUUAUCAUUAGUUGUAGCGACAGGCUCAGCGGCCGGGAGCAGCGAACAUGUCCGUCCUAACGGUCGUCUUGUUGCUGACGUGCGCUAUUUCAUCGUAUGCCCAGAAAAGCUGCCAGGACAGGUGUUUUGACAGUUUUAACACUUCUCAGCCCUGCCAGUGUAACACAUUCUGUGAGCGCAAUGAGGACUGCUGUUCAGAUUUUUUUAACCUUUGCCGAGGUUCAGAAAGCUGUCGUCGGAUCGCCGCUGCAGAUCUCGCCAGUGUAGCUCAGCUCAUCUACGACGCUGACGACAACCGCGUGGACGGUGCCGCCUACCAGCUGAACUUCCAACAGCGAUAUCAUACAGGGGUGGAUAACCCACUUCCAUUUUUCACCCGCCUGGAUGAGUCCAUUUUCCAGAGGUCAACAUUCGCCCUUAUGUCUGCAUUAGAAGACAACUUUGUGGAAAAUGUGCGUACACAGGAGACAUACAACGACACUGAGUGGGCUGAGAUCCAGACCUUUAUUGAGGCAGUCAUUAACACCAAGCCGAUGACCAUUGCACUAGACUUCUUAUCAACUCAUGGGUGCAUUUCGAACAACACAGAGGCAAGGAAGGCUCUCCUCGAAGAGUUGUGGUUUAACCUUUACCCCGAAACUAGCAGCCAUGUUGCCGGCAGCUCUGGGUUCGAGCAUGUCUUUCUGGGUGAGCUUCAAGGUCAGACCGUUCUUGGGCUCAACAACUGGUUGGAGUACUACAAGGAAGAGAAGAGUGGAACCAUUAACUAUUUGGGCUGGAGAGACUAUAUGACGAAUCCAAACAUCGUGUCGAUCAGCUUCGUGUGGGAGUUUGCUCAAGCUCCCACCCGCUCAUUUUUUGUGGGCACGAGCCCCGAGUUCGACAUGGCGGUGGCCACCCUGUGCACUUUAGCGCGAACGGGCAGCCUUUGCCCUCUGACCAUCAACGGCAAGUCCUUCAACUUCCAGACCGUCGGCCUUCACCACAGGCAGGAGCUGCAGAUCGCCGCCGCCUAUCCCAUAGUUCCCCCUCACUCAGCGCCCUCCAACGCCACUGGUGAAGACCUCGUAGGCUCGCAAGUUGCUGUAAUGUACCUAACGGUUCUGUUUGCACUUUGGCUCCUGUUCUGCGUGACCCGUACACAAGGGCAAGGCAGUUGUCAGAAUAGAUGUUUUACAAGUGAGGACUACGCCUUACCCUGCCAGUGCGACAGGUUUUGUGAGCAGUUUGAGCAUUGCUGCUCGGAUUUUUACGACCUUUGUCGAGGGUCAGAGUCGUGCUCUCCCGUCUCUGCCUCGGAGUUGGCCAGCCUAACGCAGGACAUUUACAACGCCGACAACAACCGGGUGGAUGGAACACUUUACCAGCUCAACUUCCAGCAUCGAUAUACAUCGGGUGUCGACUCCCCACAGCCGUUUUUCAGCCGUCUUGAUGAAUCCAUUUUCCAGAGGCAAUCCUACAGCAUGGUUUCAGCCUUGGAAGAUACCUACGAGAAAAGCUUGGAAGGACUAUUCGAUGAUGACGCAGAUGAUGAAAUUGCCUACAUUGAGAAUUAUGUUGAGCAGCUGAUAGCGACGAAUCCGAUGAGCCUAGUCCUUGAUUUUCUUUCUACAAAAGGCUGCAUCAACAGCAGCGACGACGCUCGUAAGGCGUUUAUAUACGAGCUGUGGUUCAACACCUACCCUCCCAACGAAGUGGACAUUUCCUCCAAGUACAGGUCUGGCUUCCAACACGUGUUCCUGGGCGAGCUAAGGGGCACCACUGUCCUCGGAUUCUUCAACUGGCUGACCUUUUAUCUGGAGGAGAUGCAAGGUCGCAUCAACUACCGCGGCUGGAUAGACUACAUGAAGAACCCUAGCAUGGUGUCCGUCAGCUUCGACUGGCUCGGUAUCCAGGCUCCUAUUCGCUCUUUCUUCGUGGGUGUGAGUCCCGAGUUCGACAUGGCCCUAGCUACUGUCUGCGCUCUUGUGCGACCGGAACGAGCUUGCCCCGUCGUCAUCAACAACCAGACCUUCACCUACCAGACGUACAUCAUACGACACAAACGACAGUUGCAGCUGGCUGCAGCUUUUCCCAUUGUUCCCUUACACACUGCCCCGCCCAACGCCACCGGAAGUGAUUUUAUGGGCUGAAAGUGUCGAUCUAACACUACUGGAUAGACCCCCGCACCCGCGAUAUGUCAGAACUUCUUGUUACUCACAUAUAAAACACCUUGGAACAUGAAGAUCGACACCUUCGUCUUCAGUUUUGACAUUAAAGAACAAAAUCAGGUUAAGAGGACACGAAGAACAACAAAAAAAAGAUGCGGAAAUAUAGUGGGAGGGCAUUUUAAAUACUAUGACAAUGUCGCUUUAUGCUUGAAAAGGAGGACAGACACUAUUUGGGUCGUAGCUGCAGGUUAGAAAUUGUGUUAAUCCAUGAGACAGCUGAUGAUAACUACACUCUACUGACUCUGCUAUACAGAUAGCUGAACACUAGCAAAUAAAGAAAAUUGUGGAACUUAA